Molecule: messenger RNA, 519 nt
Organism: Recurvomyces mirabilis
Lineage: Eukaryota; Fungi; Ascomycota; Dothideomycetes; Mycosphaerellales; Teratosphaeriaceae
Exons: 2
Coding region: 1-519 (172 amino acids)
Biological process (GO): oligosaccharide metabolic process; glycoside catabolic process
Cellular component (GO): cytoplasm
Molecular function (GO): alpha-galactosidase activity
Source: RefSeq, a predicted model, not a curated record
AUGGGUUGGGAUAACUGCAAUGCCUACGGCUGCGACGUCUCGGAAAAUUUACUCCUAGGCACCGCUCGUCGGAUGGUCGAGCUCGGAAUGCGAGAUGCUGGUUAUUACUACGUUGUCCUAGACGACUGCUGGAGUUCGGGCCGCAGCAAUAACGGAACGUUACAGCCGGACACGACCAAGUUUCCGAAUGGGAUGAAACACGUUGCUGAUCAGAUCCAUGCCCUGGGGCUCGGGUUUGGGAUGUACAGCUCUGCUGGGACGUAUACGUGCGGGCAGUACGCUGGAAGUCUGGGAUACGAAACUGUGGAUGCGGAUACGUUUGCUGGGUGGGGUGUGGAUUAUCUAAAGUACGACAACUGCUACAACGAAGGCCAAUCCGGCAGCCCUAAUAUCUCCUACGAGCGCUACAACCGCAUGUCUGUAGCCCUAAACAACACAGGCCGUCAAAUGAUCUACGGAAAGUGCAACUGGGGCGAAGAUCAAACGUAUAAUUGGGCGAUCCAGCUGGCGAACUCGUAG